Messenger RNA from Zasmidium cellare ATCC 36951, 714 nucleotides. RefSeq lists its product as uncharacterized. The coding region runs from base 1 to 714 and encodes 237 amino acids. The record is from RefSeq and is a predicted model, not a curated record. NCBI's taxonomy places the organism in Eukaryota, Fungi, Ascomycota, Dothideomycetes, Mycosphaerellales, Mycosphaerellaceae. The transcript has a single exon.
AUGGCGACCGACCCGCCCACAGCCCCACCUCAGCAGAACGAGCAGAAGGCCCAAGCCCAGCGCAACAAUCUUCGCCGACGCAUCAAGGAGAUCGCCAGCAGCGUCAUGCAAGGCCGCUUCAACGCCAUCUCUGGCCCCUACCAACCCAAGACAGUCCACGAGCCCGAUCACCCAGAGUGGCAAACCCUCCUGAAGAACCAGCAGACGCUCCUCGAGCGCAUCACGAAGGCGAAGGAUGCCAUGGACGGCGGUAUCAGCAAGGAGGACCUCAUCUUUACUGUCCGCAGCGAUUUCCCUGAUCUUGCGAAGAAGAUCCCUGAGCCGGUUAGAAAGGCGCGGCCGCCGCCUCCUCCUACUGCUUUGCCGGAGAAGGAUGCGAAAGACUCGCUUCCGGUCACGAUCAGUCUUAACGGCAAGCGUAAGCAGGUUGACGAUGACCAGGACGACGACGAGGAGUAUGACCCCGACGCAGACAGCCGCGCUCAGCGCGAGGAGCGUGCUGCGAAGCGUCAGCGUUCGAGUGGACAAGACACGAUCACGCCAGCUGCUGCGACCGAGUUGAAGCCGAUGAUGGAUGAAGAGGAGCUGGAGAUGCAGAUUCAGGAGAUCAAGAUGAAGGCUGAGCUGGCUAUUCUCCAGUUGAGGCGCAAGUUCGCGGCGGAUAAGAAGAAGCAUGAGCAGAUGGGGGCGAAGAUCAAGAGGCAGGGAUUUUGA